AAUGAAUCAAGUUUGGGUAUUUUUUAAGCUCAUUGAAAUAUGCCUAGGCAGCCUCUGCAUGUCCUUCCAUGUGUUGGGCUCGCUCUACAAGCCCGAGCCCAUACCCCACAUCAUACUGUACUGCGCCACCUUUGGCUCCUACACGCUGCUGGCUGGCUUGGGUGCCUUCCGGUUGCUACUAACGAAGAGCUCCAUCCUAUCUUCAGAGCUACUGCUCACGGCGAGUGCCAUGGGCAUGCACUACUUUUGUGGCCUGCUGGUCAUGGGCAGUGCCAAGGGGGAUGUGCAUUUGUCGGAUAUGAAUUCCACGUGGCAUUAUCUGGAGCAUCCACAUUUUGCGCACUGCAAGCGGCAGAGCAUUGGGGCAUUGAUUACGGGCUCCAUGUAUCUGAUGCACAUGUUCCUGCUGCUCGAUCUGUUGAUGCGCAUGGAGCCGGGCGACUGGCGGCGUCAGGCCACAGGACAGCUCGGUAUGGGCUUCCCGGAUCUGAUAGCGGAACGUGCCACCGAUUUGUUUGUGUUGUCUAAGCCGGUAGAUGAUUUUCUGUGUCGUCGCUGCAAGUGCUAUGAUCGUCUGGCGCACUCUCAGCCGCUGCGCUUCAAGGACACAGACGACGAGGCAGAGGGACCCUCGUUUAUGGAGAAGGUUAUUAAUCUCUUCAUUGGCAUACGGAAUGUCCUGUUCCGCGUGCAUCCGGUGGAGAGUGAGGAGAGUUUUCUGGAGACGCCCACAAUCACGAGCACAAGUGGGGAGUCGCUGGAUCGCUACGAGUCUUCGGUUUCCAUGGAGCACGAAGAGGGACGGGCACGUCGCAGAGACUCUUGGACAUGGCGUGGCACGAGCGAUUCCUCCAGCCUUUGGGCAAAGAUUGAGGAUUGGAGUACGGCCAAUCAACCCACAAAUGAUUCUACGUUGAGGGAUGUGGACAGUAAGGAGACUAUGAUGGGAGAUAUAAGAAGCAGAAGCAGAAGUGAGCUCUUUUCGAGUGUAAGAACACGGGGAGAUUCGGAGGAUGAGGAGCCAACUUUGAAAGAGUAUAGUCCUGCGGCAAGUGAAGGGAAUGAAGAGAUUGAAGGUGGACCGAGUGAGAAUUCAACAUCAUUGGAGGCUAAAGCAGAAGAACAGGUCGCUGUCCGUGAAUCUAUUUCAGAGGAAGAAACCCCUAGGAAAAGUGAAGCAAAGCCUGCCAGUCUGCAAACAGAGGAAUCUAAGGAGAGGGAAGUUAAUAUCCAAGAAGAACAGGAUUCUUCGCCUGACGAACCAUCAAGUGAGCGCAAGAAAUUGACGUUUCAUAACGAAACUAAAGAAAGUUAG
Drosophila subobscura is the source of this 1315-nucleotide messenger RNA. RefSeq lists its product as uncharacterized. The record is from RefSeq and is a predicted model, not a curated record. The transcript has a single exon. Bases 2 to 1315 code for a protein of 437 amino acids. NCBI's taxonomy places the organism in Eukaryota, Metazoa, Arthropoda, Insecta, Diptera, Drosophilidae.